Molecule: messenger RNA, 3100 nt
Organism: Hibiscus syriacus
Lineage: Eukaryota; Viridiplantae; Streptophyta; Magnoliopsida; Malvales; Malvaceae
Product: RNA-binding protein 25-like
Exons: 7
Coding region: 113-2890 (925 amino acids)
Biological process (GO): mRNA processing
Molecular function (GO): RNA binding
Source: RefSeq, a predicted model, not a curated record
UUUUGAUUUGAAGUUUUAUCAUAAAACAGAAAGUUUAAGAACUUUUAUUUGAAAUUAAUAAAAUUCUUCGAAAAACUUUACUGAAGUAAUCGAUCGAUCUCUUUCUCCUUCAAUGGCUGAUUCUUCCUCCUCUUCCGCAGCCAUAGAUAAUACUACCAAUUCCCAAUCUAAAUCCGAUUCCGAUAACCCGAAUCCGCUACCCGCCCAACCCGAUCCCGCUCCUUCCUUGACCACAGCACAGCUCCCACAAAACCCUAACCCUAGCGUGUCCUUGGUGUCUCCUCAGCCUCCUCCCGCUAUUCCUUCCUACUCGACUCCUCCACAACCGAUCUCCGGAGCUGCCACCGCCCUCCCUCCGGCGCCUCCCUCCUUCCGUCCGGUUCCACAGUUCUCGCCGUUACCGAAUUUUCCAGCUCCUGGCUUGCAGCCGCCCGGCGUGAGUUCGGCCCCUGGUUCUGUUCCGCCGCCGUUGAUGCAAUAUCAGGUGCCUCCGGGUCAGGUUCCGAAUCCUGCUCUUAGACCGUUUGCUUCGAUUCCAAAUGGAUAUGCAGCCGUACCGGGAGUUGUUCCUCCGGGCACCAUGCGUCCUCCGGGACUUCUCCGCUAUCCUUCUCCUUACCCAGCAAUGAUUCGGCCUGCAUUCCCACCACGUCCACCUGGAGCUAUUGGUGUGGUUCCAACAGUUCCACGGCCUCCUGUUCCUGGCAUUCGCCCAAUUAUUGCUCCUGUCAUUAGACCGUCUAUUCCCAAUGUUACUCCUAAAGAGAAACCACAAACUACAGUUUAUAUUGGCAAGAUAUCACCAUCUGUGGACAAUGAUUUCAUGCUCUCUCUUCUUCAUCUUUGUGGACCUGUCAAGAGUUGGAAACGUCCCUCUAAUGGAGCUCCAAAAAGUUUUGGGUUUUGUGAAUUUGAGUCCGCUGAAGGAGUUCUUCGUGCUUUACGACUACUUAGCAAACUUAAUAUUGAAGGACAAGAAUUAAUGGUAAACGUUAAUCAAGCAACAAAGGAUUAUCUGGAGAAGUAUGUCGAAAAGAAAACUGAAAAUGCAAAGAAACCAAAUGAAGCUCCAGCUGCAGGGUCUGAUAAAGAAGGUGAAAAUACAGUGUCUAAUGAAAAGACUGAAUCCUCAACAGAAGUUGUUGAGGAUUCCAAGAGCAGUGACAACAAAGAAAAAAAUAUUGUUGACAUUGCCAACUCUGGCAUCGUCACUAAUGAAGACCGUGAGGCUGAUCGAGAUGCUUCAGAGAAGCUUGUUGGCAUGAUUGAGGAGAGGUUAAAAACCAAUCCUCUCCCUCCACCUCCUCCACUAACUGCUCCUGAUGCCUCUGGAAAAUCAAAUUCAGAUGUUGAUUUAAUGAGAAAUGAUGGAGCUGAAGCUAAAAAUGAUGAUGAGACUACCAGUGAGAGUAAAGUGACAAAUGAAAAUGAUCGACUUGAGACAAACUCACCUGAUCGUAGGCAUGAUAGGAGUAGAGACAGAGAGCAAGAUCUUAAGAGGGGAAAGGAGCGUGAAAUUGAGAGACUAGAAAGAGAAACAGAGCGGGAAAGGAUGAGAAAAGAGAGGGAGCAGAGAAGGAAGAUUGAGGAGACAGAGCGCGAGUAUGAAAAAUUUCUUAGAGAUUGGGAGCAAAGAGAAAAGGAGAAGGAGAAGCAGAGGCAGUAUGAGAAGGAGAGGGAGAAAGAGAGGGAGCGCAAACGAAAGAAGGAGAUUCGCUAUGAUGAAGAGGAAGAUGAUGAUGAUGAUUCGAGAAAAAGGUUGCGCAGGAGUAUUUUGGAGGAAAAGAGGAGGAAGAGGUUUCGGGAAAAGGAGGAUGACUUGGCUGAUAGACUCAAAGAAGAGAAAGAAAUUGCUGAGGCCAAGAAAAGGGCAGAGGAACAGCAGCUGCAACUGCAGCAGCAAAGAGAUGCACUAAAGCUUUUCUCUGGUCGCUUUGCAAAUGGAGCUGAAAAGACUGUGUUGGCUGAAGAAGCUAGCACCAAAAGAAAAGAUAAGUCAGUUGAACAGCAUUAUGAGCAUGAAUCAAGUCAUGAAAACCAGAUAACUGGUGAUGAGAAUAUGCAAAAUGGUUCUGUUGAUGAAUCAAACGAGGCCUUUGUUUCUGCGUCAGAUACACGGCAGAGUGGGAAUGUUCCAGCAAGAAAGUUGGGUUUUGGUCUUGUUGGAUCUGGAAAGCGGACUACUGUACCAUCUGUUUUCCAUGAGGAGGAAGAUGAUGAUGCACAGAAGGAGAAGAAAAUGAGGCCCCUGGUUCCCAUUGAUUACUCUACUGAGGAACUGCAGGCUGUCCAACCUGGUGCACCUCCACCCAAUUUGGUUGCUGCUGCUGAAUUUGCAAAGCGAAUAUCAAAUGUUAAUACUAAAGAGGAAAAGCCUGAUGCAGGAAGAGAGCGAAGCAGACGUUCAUAUGAUAAAUCUAGUAGGGAUAAAGAUCGUAAUGAUGAGGAUAAUACUCGCAGCAGAGAUGAGACCAAAGAGAAGAUCCCUGAUCGGGAUAGAGACAGGGAGCAUGGACAUGAUAAGGUGAAAACAACAGAUAGUCAGAAGCUUUUGGACGCAAAACAAUUGAUUGAUAUGAUUCCAAAAACCAAGGAGGAACUAUUUUCAUAUGAGAUAAACUGGAAUGUAUAUGACCAGCAUGCAUUGCAUGAGAGAAUGAGACCCUGGAUUUCAAAGAAAAUUACAGAGUUCUUGGGAGAAGAAGAGAAAACACUGGUUGAUUACAUCGUAUCGAGUACUCAGGAACAUGUCAAGGCUUCACAAAUGCUGGAGCUGCUGCAGUCUAUAUUAGAUGAAGAGGCAGAGAUGUUUGUACUUAAGAUGUGGAGGAUGCUGAUAUUCGAAAUUAAAAAAGUUGAGACUGGUCUGGCUUUGCGGUUGAGAUCGUGAUCUAACAUUGUUGUCGUGCUGUGGGUUCCUGUGUUGCUACAGGACUGAGAUUUUGAUCACCGUCGGGGUGAGUAAUGGAUAUCUUUUCUUUUUCGGCCUCUGUUAUUUUAAAGACUAAAUGUAGACUAAAUUAGGGAGCAGGCUUGUUGAGUUUGUAAUACUUCUAGGCGCGAUAUCGGUUAAUAUCAACCCUUUUCAUUUUUGUUCAGC